AUGUCUGCUGUACCACGAGCAAUCAACAUCCUUUACCAUUUGAUAUAUACACGGGACACAUCAGACUCGGACAAUUCCCCCCGAUACCCGCCAUUCAGCCGGCCAGACGAGGAUGACGACGACACCGUGGGCCCCUUCCAGCUCGAUCCAGACAACCGCGACAAAAAUCUCUCUCCCAGGAUCAUCGCCGCCAUAGUUCUAUCCGUCGUCUUCUUCCUUAUCGUGAUUAUGGGGCUUCUCGCCUACCUCGGCCAUCGACGACGUAAGGCAAGGAAAGGCGAGAUCGCACUGAAAGAGGCGAGUACGCCAGCGGUGGCUACCGCCUCGGGGGCCCUUGACCCACCGCCGCCGUAUCAAAAGGUACAUGACGCGGUUCAUCAUCAAGAGCAGGAGGGGCGGUGGGGCAGUGAGGGCGAGGUCGUUGGCGAAGAGGAGGAUUCACAUGCCAUCGGCUCACAUGCGACGAUUACGGAUGGGAUGGGUCCAGGGACGCAUAACGGCGCGGAUGCGCGUUAA
Parathielavia appendiculata is the source of this 516-nucleotide messenger RNA. RefSeq lists its product as uncharacterized. The transcript has a single exon. Bases 1 to 516 code for a protein of 171 amino acids. NCBI's taxonomy places the organism in Eukaryota, Fungi, Ascomycota, Sordariomycetes, Sordariales, Chaetomiaceae. The record is from RefSeq and is a predicted model, not a curated record.